Sinocyclocheilus grahami is the source of this 1125-nucleotide messenger RNA. RefSeq names its product serine/threonine-protein phosphatase 2B catalytic subunit alpha isoform-like. Lineage: Eukaryota; Metazoa; Chordata; Actinopteri; Cypriniformes; Cyprinidae. The coding region runs from base 1 to 1125 and encodes 374 amino acids. The record is from RefSeq and is a predicted model, not a curated record. The transcript is spliced from 12 exons. Gene Ontology annotation, molecular function: calmodulin-dependent protein phosphatase activity. Gene Ontology annotation, biological process: calcineurin-mediated signaling.
AUGGGCAAUUCUGUCACAAACGUCAGGGAAUCAGUGUCCAGCUUCAAACAGCGAGGAUAUGGUUUGGUCCGAGGGCAGCGAGUGAAGUGUGUUCUGUACCUCUGGUCACUGAAAAUGCUCUACCCAAAGACGCUAUUUUUACUGAGAGGAAAUCAUGAAUGUAGACAUUUGACAGAAUAUUUCACCUUCAAACAAGAAUGUAAAAUCAAGUAUUCAGAGCAGGUUUACGAUGCCUGUAUGGGCGCGUUUGACUGUCUGCCCUUGGCAGCUCUCAUGAACCAGCAGUUCCUGUGCGUCCACGGUGGCCUGUCCCCAGAAAUACAGACCUUAGAUGACAUAAAGAAGUUGGACCGGUUUAAGGAGCCCCCAGCAUUCGGGCCUAUGUGUGAUUUGCUUUGGUCCGAUCCCCUGGAGGACUUCGGCAAUGAAAAGAGCCAAGAGUACUUUAGCCACAACACAGUGAGAGGAUGCUCAUACUUCUACAGUUAUCCAGCUGUCUGUGACUUCCUACAGAAUAAUAACUUGUUAUCAAUCAUCCGAGCACACGAAGCACAAGAUGCAGGGUAUCGGAUGUACAGGAAGAGUCAGACUACUGGCUUCCCUUCCCUAAUUACCAUCUUCUCUGCACCAAACUACCUUGAUGUUUACAACAAUAAAGCUGCCGUUCUGAAGUAUGAGAACAAUGUAAUGAACAUCCGGCAGUUUAACUGCUCCCCUCAUCCUUACUGGCUGCCAAAUUUCAUGGAUGUCUUUACCUGGUCACUUCCAUUUGUGGGGGAGAAAGUCACGGAGAUGCUGGUAAAUGUGUUGAGCAUCUGUUCUGACGAUGAGCUGAUGAAUGAUGGAGACGAAAUCUUUGACGCCAAUGCAGCAGCUGCUCGGAAAGAGGUGAUUAGGAACAAGAUCCGUGCCAUUGGGAAGAUGGCCAAGAUGUUCUCCGUGCUCAGAGAGGAGAGUGAGAAUGUGUUGACCCUGAAGGGCCUGACCCCUACCGGCAUGCUGCCCAGCGGGGUGCUUUCUGGAGGCAAGCAGACUCUGCAGAGUGCAACCACCGAAGCCAUUGAAGCCAUCGAGACGGAUGAAGACGGAGAAGGGCACCUGCCUUACUACCUGGUCAGUCAAUGA